Messenger RNA from Umbelopsis ramanniana AG, 1163 nucleotides. RefSeq lists its product as uncharacterized. The coding region runs from base 11 to 1009 and encodes 332 amino acids. The transcript is spliced from 2 exons. The record is from RefSeq and is a predicted model, not a curated record. Lineage: Eukaryota; Fungi; Mucoromycota; Umbelopsidomycetes; Umbelopsidales; Umbelopsidaceae.
UUCCUUUCUAAUGUUGCUACGGAGUAUCUACAUCGCUGCAAUAUCUUACGUUGUAGUUGUGAACGCAGCAACCUAUCCAGAUGCCUAUAUCACUGGCCCGCAAACAAUUCAAAAUUCAACCUACAUACCUACUGGAUUUUAUAGCUUUAGAAACCAUGUUACCGGUCAGUGGCUCGAGUUUAUUGCAGACGGCAAUCAGAUCCAACCUUCCAAUGGACAAAACUCUACUGCGUUCAAUGGCACUUUGUGGACUGUGAAGUAUCAUGCUGCAACGAAUUACAGUAUACACCAUUUAAAUGGCGACGACUCUUCAUCUGGAAAUGACAAAUGCAUAUCGACUCGCUGGGAUGAUCAAAUAGGAAUCGACGACGCCGCGGUGAUGUGGCAGUGUGAAAUCGACAAUAUGACGGCAACUCCUUUAGAUUUCAAUCUCAACCCGUCGUUCAGCGGUGUCUACGACCCCACUCUCGGACUACAGCCCCUUCAACGUCGUGGUGAUGCAUUCAGUCGCCGGUUUGUAAACACGUACACGCCCAUCCGUCCAGAUAAACAACAAUGGAUGUUCAUGCCACAAACCGUCAGUGCCACUCCGCCAUCCUGGAAAAAUGUCACCUUCGACCCAAGCACUGGGAAUAAUACCCUGCACGGGCCUGCCAUUAAACCGAACCUCACGGCAAACCAGAACUAUGGACAAAAUACAUUUUACAUUGUGUCCGCCGCCCAUCUUUGGAAUAUGUAUCCUCGUUGCUUGUAUCCACUUCCUAUGAAUACCUUCAACUUCACCUCCAACAACACCGUCGUGACUGCCUUGGAAGAUUGUCAGUUUGGAAACGAGACCAUGCUGUGGGACUUAAUUUUAUGGGAGGCUGAAAACUUUCCACAAGGUGAAGCAACCCCGCCUGAAGCGAAACCUCACAGCAGCGAUAGUACCUUGAUUGUUGUCUCUUCUGCGUCAACGCUUGGUCUGAUUAUGCUCAUGCAUACCUUAUACCACUGGAUUCUACUUUAGACACUCCCCUCCAGAAGUUUUGUACACCACUAUUGUAUACACCGUUAUGCUGUACUUGUUAAGACCAACAACUUGUUAUAGCAACUAGAAUCAUACCUUACAUGGAAAAAGAAUUCAAGAUGUUUUAUAUAAAUAUAUUCCAUAUUGGAUAUAA